This is a messenger RNA of Cavia porcellus (domestic guinea pig), 8224 nucleotides long. RefSeq names its product ADAM metallopeptidase with thrombospondin type 1 motif 7 (gene Adamts7). The record is from RefSeq and is a predicted model, not a curated record. Lineage: Eukaryota; Metazoa; Chordata; Mammalia; Rodentia; Caviidae. The transcript is spliced from 23 exons. The coding region runs from base 3283 to 7848 and encodes 1521 amino acids. Gene Ontology annotation, molecular function: metalloendopeptidase activity. Gene Ontology annotation, biological process: extracellular matrix organization; proteolysis. Gene Ontology annotation, cellular component: extracellular matrix.
GAGAGAGAGAACAAGGCUGAUAAGGAGAGAAAUUUGUCUUGCAAAUGGGACUAUGGGGCCACUUGGUCUACCUCUUCUUUUCCACAUUUUGGUUAGAGAGUUAGUUUUAACAGAGUGAAAGAAAAUAAAAUGUGAUGCUCAUGGGCAACCUACAGUCAGCCACAGUGUCGGGAUGAGGGAGUGUGAGACUGAGCCGGAAGGGGGAGAUAGACCCCUCUAAAAGAGACCAAUUCUUCUUCCCCAGCUACUUCUGCCAGGUAGAAAUUUAGGCCUGACAUGGAUGGAUAAUGUGAUUUUUCAAGAGAAGCUGAGUAUUGAUAUUUUUGUAGAAAAACAUGGGAUUCUUGAACACUGGCAGCUGGUUCAAAUGUUCUUCAAUGUUUUUUCCAGCUAAAACAGACCUAAACAAAAUCAGGUCUGCAAGCUGUAGAUGUAGUUACAGUCCCAAAUGCUUUAUUAAGUGGCCAGGGCUGUAAGUCACCUGAACUUAUCAAGCCCAGCAUCUUCCCUCAGACUCCCUGGAUUAGGAAACUGCAGAGAUUUCAGGCCCCCCCGGGGGGGAGGGCAGGGCCUUAGAUCUGGAAUCAGAGUAUCUGGGCUGGGGCAGGGUGCCUGCACUUUUUCAAAGCUCUGUAGGUAUCUCUUAUGGGCAGCCAAGUUCACUCCGAGAGAAAAUUUCCUAACUUGCCUCAUGGUCAGAGUUCCCCCGAACUGCUGAUAAAAACACAGCUUCCCAGUCCUAUUUCCUGGUGAUGCUGAGUCAGUGAGCCUGGGCUGGGGCCUGGGACGUUUUUAAAGACAUUCUUGUCCAGGAAGUCUGGAAAAUCUUUGUACUUGCCCUCCUGAAGCUCACUGAUGGAAACACUUGCUCAGAGCCACAGGCCAGCGUCCCCAGCCCACAGCCAGGGACUCCAGGAGAAGGCUCUUUGGGUCCUGCCCUUUGGGACAGCUGUGGGUCAUGUGACGCCUGUAGGAGUAGGCACGUGGCUGGUGUGUGCAGGGUGCUCCACAUACCCAUGACACACAGGACGCGGAGAGGAUGAGUUUGGCUCCACAGUGAGGCUAGGGAAACCUCCAGCUUUGGCCCAGCUUCCCUUCAGCUUUGGCAGGCAGCCCAGAGUCCUGGUGGGACAUCUGCAGGGCACCAGACAUUGCUGUGGGCCUGAGGAGUCCCUGUUGUGACCAGUUAGGAUCCAAGAGCUGGGCAUAAACCCAGCAGGUCUUUGAGGCACCUGGGGCUAGCAGAAACCCCGGGCUGUUGGGUUUUUUAACCGUUUCUCAGAGCCUGGGGAUUUCAGAGGAAACUGAGGCUCUCUCUCAGACAAACUGCUGGGAAAACAGCAGAAUAUUUUGAAUUUUGAAGAGACAAAAACCAUUCAGAAAAUGUGCACUUAUGUCUCAGCUCUGCCAAGCUCACUGUGUGCCUUUAGACCUGUCUUUCUGCCUCUUGGAGACUUCUUUCCUUUACUUUCUCACCUAGGAGACAAUUUAGGUGUUUGCCACAGUGGUGGCAAACAGAUGGCACAUGUGCCACAGCAGGCUACUCAUAUCAUUGGAAGCUCUAAAAGGUUCACCAUCACGGGUCUGGGAGAUCUUUCUAUAGGUGUCUCAGCCUGGUGUCUGUAACCUAAGGGGCCUUGAAUUUCAGGGAUCUAUAAACUUGAAUCAAAAAUAUUACAUCUCUAAUUUUCCUUUUUCUUUUUUUUUUUUUCUCUCUUUUUUUAGACAAGGUUUCUAAAACUGAGAAACAGUUCAUCCACUCCUCACACAACCUCAAGAAUAAGUUCCAGUGUAUCUCCAUUCUGCAGAUUCAGUCCUUUGUAGUUUAGACUGGACUUGAAUUCACUUUGUAGUCCAGGCUGGUCUUGAAUGCAAAGCGAUCCUCCUGCCUCAGCCUCCCAAGUGCUGGAAUAUUUUGGGCAAGAUCUCGCUAUGCAGUUCAGGCCGGCCUCAAACUUACAGAAAUCCUCCUGCCUCUGCCUCCCAAAUGCUGUGAUCACAGGUGUGUGCCAUCACACCCAGCUCUAAUUUUUCUAAUCUCCAGGUGAAACUCAUUAUUUCCUUCAAUUAUGCAUAUUUCCAAUAAGUCUCAAUAGCUUUAGCAGCAUCUGUGAUUUUUUUCUGUCAGUAAGGGGAAAAAACCAUUCAUCUUCUCUCAUUACAGUUGCAGGUAACUCAAGACACACACUCAUCAGUACUUCAAAAUCACCACAGUUACCAAGUUUCCCAUUAGGCCUUAUUUAGUGAAUUAAUAAAGGACUGAGUAAUUUCAUACUCUGUUCUCCCUACCUGCCCCCAUACUGGGACGCUUUAAUUGCUGAGCUACAUCCUCAGCCCUUUUUAUUUAAUUUUGAGACAGUCCCGCUAAGUUGCUUAGGCUGGUGUCAAACUUGCAGUCCUCCUCCUGCAGCCUCAGAUAAGCAGAGCUUACAGGCCAUGAGACACUGCAGCCAGCUAGCUCUUGCAUCUAAAAGAAACGAAAGCUGCUCCUUUGAAGUGGUAAGUUCAGAAGUCUGGGAGUCCCCUCCCCACUUCACCUCCCCUAUUCUCUAUCUCCCAAUCCCAGGAGACUUGGAGACACCUGCAGCAUCCUCAGGCAGGUGACAGCGUGUUUUAUAGUAGCAAUUAUAACCAUCAUCUUGGCCUCCUGGUUCAACCAGUGGGCCAGGCACUAAGUGGAGAAACUCAGUUCAUCCACUCCUCACACAGCCCCAGGAGUAAGUUCUAUUAUUCCGCAAAUUCAGUCAACAAAUAUCUCCACUUACAGCACAUAAAAUCAUCAACAAAGAAAAUAAAGACCUUUGCCUUUCUAGAGUUUAUACUGGAAGGAAGGGAAGAAAACAAAUGGAAAACAUAAUUAAAAUCUUGUAUCAAAGUACUGGGGAUGGGGAGGUCAGCACUUUCUCACCCAGAAGUCAGUCUGGAGCCCAUUCAAAUAGGUGAAGUUAGCCCAUGGGAAAUUGAGAGGAGUGCUUGGAGCAGGAAUGGGGGUAAAAACCCUUAAAGCAUGAACCUACUGGGCUGUCCUGGAUCCUCAAGGAGCCAUGGCUGCAGACAGAGAUGCAGGAAGCAAGGCUGCUGCCAUCCUCUCCCUGGGCUUCCUGCACCACUACCAGAAUCCAUCACUCUAAUGAGGUGGGAGCUCUGUUCAGGUUCUGAACAGAGGAUGACCUUGGUCAUCAGAUCAAGAGCUUAAGGAAUCCUGGCUGCAGUGCUAGAAACUGCCUCUUGAACGUUUCCCAGGGCAGAUGGUGGGGUACCUGAGAAGUCACCAGAGAUGAAAUGGCAGAGUUAGUGGACACCCAGCAGGACCAGAGUCCACACAUCCUUGGCCCAGGGCCCUCACAGCUACUCUCAGGUCCCAUGGUCAUGGUUUUCUCUCUCCCAGCAGAAUCUGCAACUGACAGCCUGAUGUCAUUGGAUGUUGUGCACCCAGUGCGUGUGGACGCAACCGGCACCUUCCUGUCGUUUGAGCUCUGGCCACACACUGUGCAGAAGCGGGCAGCACCAGAUUCAGAUUUAGAUUCAGGGCCUGCACCUCGUGCUAUGCCCACCUUCUUCCAGCUGCGCUACCGUGGGCGGGAGCUGCGCUUCAAUCUCUCAGCCAAUUCGAGGCUGCUGGCACCAGGCUUUGUUCUCGAAACUCGUCGCUUGGGUGGCCUGGGCCACACACACAUCCGACCACACAAGCCUGCCUGCCACCUGCUAGGCCGUGUACAGGACACACAGCUUGAGGGCGGCCGAGCAGCCAUCAGUGCCUGCGAUGGGUUGAAAGGAGUUUUUUGGCUGUCCAACGAGGACUACUUCAUUGAGCCCCUAGACAAGGCUCCAAAGCAGCCCAACCAUGCAUGGCCCCAUGUGGUAUACAAGUACCAGACCCCUGAGAGGUGGGCAGAGCAAGGUGAUAUCCAGGCUUCACGCACCUGUGGGGUACAAGUGUCCCCAGAGCUGGAGCGUCAACAAGAGGACCGGGAGCAGCCACAACCGGGAAAGCAACAACGGCAAAAGCGUUUGUACCAUGGCUCGGUCAGCGAGGAGAAGUGGGUAGAAACCUUGGUGGUGGCUGACACUAAAAUGGUGGAAUACCACGGGCAGCCACAAGUGGAGAACUACGUGCUGACCAUCAUGAAUAUGGUGGCUGGCCUGUUUCAUGACCCCAGCAUUGGGAACCCAAUCCACAUCACCAUUGUGCGCCUGAUCCUGCUGGAAGAUGAAGAGAAGGACUUAAAGAUCACACACCAUGCAGACAACACCCUGAGAAGCUUCUGCAAAUGGCAGAGGAACAUCAACAUGAAGGGGGAUGCCCACCCCCAGCACCAUGACACGGCCAUCCUGCUCACAAGGAAGGACUUGUGUUUAGCCAUGAACCAGCCCUGUGAGACCCUGGGCCUGUCCCAUGUGGGAGGCAUGUGCCAGCUGAACCACAGCUGUAGCAUCAAUGAGGACACGGGCCUGCCACUGGCCUUCACCGUGGCCCACGAGCUUGGGCACAGUUUUGGCAUUCAUCAUGACGGAAGCGGCAAUGACUGUGAGCCUGUUGGGAAACUGCAUUUCAUCAUGUCUCCACAGCUCCUGUACGACUCUGCCCCGCUCACCUGGUCCCGCUGCAGCAGCGAGUACAUCACCAGGUUCCUCGACCGUGGGUGGGGCACAUGCCUGGAUGACUCUCCAACCACCGACGUCAUUGACUUCCCUUCCGUGCCGCCCGGGGUCCUGUACGACGUGGACCACCAGUGUCGCCUCCAGUAUGGUGCCAACUCCAUCUUCUGCGAGGGUGUGGAUAAUGUCUGCCACACGCUCUGGUGCUCUGUGGGGAUGACCUGUCACUCCAAGUUGGACCCUGCUGUGGACGGCACCAAGUGUGGGCCUGGCAAGUGGUGUUUCAAUGGGGACUGCGUCCCUAUGGGUUUCCGACCUGAGCCAGUGGAUGGCAGCUGGUCCGACUGGAGCGCCUGGUCUGUCUGCUCACGGAGCUGUGGCAUGGGUGUGCAGAGUGCUGAGCGGUGGUGCACACAGCCUGAGCCCAAGUACAAGGGCAGGUUCUGCUUGGGCGAGCGCAGGCGCAUACGCCUCUGCAACCUGCAGGCCUGCCCACCCGGCCAGCCUUCCUUCCGCCAUGUCCAGUGCAGCCACUUCGACUCCAAGCCCUAUAAAGGCCAACUGCACACGUGGGUACCCGUGUUCGACUAUGGGAACCCCUGUGAGCUGAACUGCCGACCCUCCACUGAGCACUUUUCUGAGAAGCUGCGGGACGCCGUGGUCGAUGGCACUCCCUGCUAUCAGGACCAGACCAUCCGUGACCUCUGCAUCAAUGGAAUCUGCAAGAGUGUGGGCUGUGACUUCGAGAUUGACUCGGGUGCCAUGGAGGACCGCUGUGGAGUGUGCCGUGGCAAUGGCUCCACCUGCCACACCGUGAGCGGCAUCUUCGAGGAGGCCGAGGGCCAGGGGUACAUAGACGUGGGGCUGAUUCCUAUGGGCGCACGCGAUAUCCACGUUGAGGAGGUGGCCGACGCUGGCAACUUCCUGGCCCUGCGCAGCAGUGAGGACCCAGACAAGUACUUCCUCAACGGUGGCUGGACUAUCCAGUGGAAUGGGGACUACCAUGUAGCGGGCACCACUUUCACCUACACCCGCACAGGCAACCGAGAGAACCUCACAUCCCCAGGCCCCACCCGGGAGCCUGUCUGGAUCCAGCUGCUGUUCCAGGAGCACAACCCUGGAGUGCGCUACGAGUACACAAUCCACAGAGAAACCGAGAACCUCAGUGCAAUGCCACUGCCCAAGUUUUCCUGGCACCACGGGCCCUGGAGCGAGUGCACAGCCACCUGUGGCACAGGCAUGCAGAGGCAGAUUGUGUACUGUGCAGAGCAGCAGGCAGAGCUUGUGGACGAGAGACAUUGUGAUCCCCUGACCCGGCCCGAUGACAACCACAGGACCUGCAACGAGGAGCCCUGCCCCGCCCGGUGGUGGACUGGGGAGUGGCAGCACUGUUCCCGCUCCUGUGGGUCCAAGGGCAUCUCCCGCCGGGCGGUGCUCUGCCUCCAGAGCGUGGGGAUGGAGGAGCAGAGUGCUCUGGACUUGUCCGCCUGUGAGCACCUUCCCCGGCCCCCAGCUGAAACCCCCUGUAACCCCAAUGUGCCAUGCCCAGCCACCUGGGCUGUGGGCAACUGGUCUCAGUGCUCGGUGACAUGCGGAAAUGGCACUCAACAGCGAAUUACUGUCUGUACCAAUGACACGGGCCUUCCCUGUGAUGAGGCCAACCGGCCAGCAACCAAGGCCCUCUGCACCCUGCAGCCCUGCCUGAAUUUUCUGGCCCCCGAGGCCUCCGGCAGUGGUGCCUCCAGCCCUGAGCUCUUCAAUGAGGUUGACUUCAUCUCAGACUCACUGGCCACACGGCCCCUACCCAACUCCACACCUGAGUUGGAUAGCAUCAGCAAUCACAUCGAGGACCUGAAUCCACCUGAGCCUCAGUGGGUGGAUGAUUUCUACUACGACUACAACUUCAUCACCUUUCAUGAAGACCUAUCUUAUGGCACCCUUGAGGAGCCCAGCCCAGACCCAGUGGGCACAGAACCACCAAUGCCCCCAUCCCAGAGCAGUCCUUCUAAGUACCCCGUGGAGGCCCCCAGAGCCAAGGAGGGGGCCGAGCAGGGGGCUAGCAACCCCCCUCCCUUGCAGCAGCUCCCCAAGAGCCCAGCAGUCCCUUCCCUGCCUGAAGAUGUCCUCAUGGGUGCCCCUGAUCUUGGGCUCCCUAUUUCAGUCAAAAGCACAGAGACACCCUCUACUCCUGAAAGCCCCAACGAGCUCCCAGUGAGAGAGGACAGUAAGACCUGGCCACUCCCUCCACAGUGGGAUGGGGCCAAUGACAUCUCCAAGGACAGUGAGGAGACUGCAGAUCGCAGAGCACCCCAUCUGCCCCAAGGCCCUGGCCCCAUGCAGUUCCCUUGGCCCCCUGUCCACCCCACCCCUAUCUUUCCUGAUCCUGACAUGGUACUGCUGUGGACAAGGACCAUAUCCUGGGACCCUGCGCCUGAGAGGGACCCACACAGCGAGAUGUGGCCCACAGCAGGGGUGGCUGUUUCCUCUCCUCUUCCCACCUCCCCUGUGCCCAGGAACUGGGACCAGGACAGCCCCACAAACCCACCCGCCGGGAAUGCCAGCUGGCAAGUGGGAAACUGGAGCCAGUGCUCCACUACCUGUGGCCUGGGUGCUGUCUGGAGGGCCGUAUAUUGCAGCUCUGGCCGGGAUGAGGACUGUGCCCCUGCUGGACGGCCCCAGCCUGCUCGCCACUGCCACCUGCGGCCCUGUGCUGCCUGGUACACGGGCAACUGGAGUAAGUGUUCCCGCAGCUGUGGUGGAGGCUCUGCAGUGCGGGACGUGCACUGUGUGGACACACAGGAUCUUCGGCCACUGAGGCCAUUCCAUUGCCAGCCUGGGCCCACUAAGCCACCUGCUCGCCAGCCCUGUGGGACCCAGCCCUGCCUCAGCUGGUACACCUCCUCCUGGAGAGAGUGCUCUGAAGCCUGUGGCGGUGGUGAGCAGCAGCGGCUGGUGACUUGCCCAGAGCCAGGCCUCUGUGAAGAGGCACUAAGACCCAACGCCACUCAGCCCUGCAACACCCACCCCUGCACACAGUGGGUGGUGGGGCCCUGGGGCCAGUGCUCAGCACCUUGUAGAGGUGGUAUCCAGCGGCGCCUGGUCAAGUGUGUCAAUGUGCGGACAGGACUUCGUGAGGAAGACAGCAAUCAGUGCAGCCAUGAGGCCAGGCCUGAGGGCUCCCGGCUAUGCAGCGCAGAGGACUGUGAAGCCACUGAGCCUCCACGUCCUUGGCCUAGCACCUCCACCUGAGGAUCAAGCCCACAGGUGCAGCUGCACAGAUACAGAAAGACAAUGGUCUCUGAGAGUCGGCAUAGCAAUCGGAAGUGGCAUGAAACUGACAUCCUAUCAUCCACCGGGGCUGUUGUAUAACCUGGUUCAUCUAUACAAGCAAAUGCUGUACAGUUACAAAACGUGUGUCAGACCUGGACACCUGGAACUGUCUCCAAGAUACACCAAGGUAAAAACCUACAUAAAUAUGCACUGAAUACUUACAAUACAUGGAAAAGAACUAGGAGACUGGGGAGAGGGGCCUCCUUUCUACUAUCUACCCUUAGUUUUUGAUAAGUAGUGUAUUUACAUAUUAAAAUGUAUACUAGUUUUUUAAAAUACAUAAUAGGAAUGGGCC